This is a messenger RNA of Benincasa hispida (wax gourd), 865 nucleotides long. NCBI's taxonomy places the organism in Eukaryota, Viridiplantae, Streptophyta, Magnoliopsida, Cucurbitales, Cucurbitaceae. The record is from RefSeq and is a predicted model, not a curated record.
AUAAGGAAUUAAAAUUCUAUAAAUUACCACAAACUCAAAAAUCAUCGGACAGAUUCCAUAAAUUUUUCCUAAUCGGAAUUCAUCUUCUUCGACUAUAAAUCAAAUUAAUCCAUACAUUCUUCUUCAUCGAUUCUCAACAAUGUCUCUCGAAACUGCUUCCACUUUCCGCUAUAGUCUCCGCCGCAACGACGGCGUCGAUCAAUCUCUCCACAUUAGAUUAGGAUUUUUGUGGCGUUUACUCUCCCGAUCACCGUCCUCCGGACUUCCGUACGAGAUCCUCUACGAAAUUCCCUCAAGUUCACCGCGGGAGACUACAUUCCCUCUCUCUCUGAGAGAUCUCGAAGAUCCGCUGUUCUGCGAAGCUUACAUCGCCCAAUUGCUGCACUCCUUAGAUCUCGGCGCCGUAACCUGUGACAUAGUCGCUCGGAAGAUCACAUCGGUCGUCGUUGAAGUAUUGGAAUCCGGAAACUACGAUGUGAAGUUCCAGAUCGCGGCGGAAAUCGAUCACGUUCAAAUGUUUUGGGCGGAGGAGGAGCGGAGUUCGGUUCCAGUGGAGAAUGGUGAGAGGCGAGGUAUUGUGGUGGAGGAGAGGGCGGUGUUGGAGGAAGCUCCGGCGAGGAGAAGGGCGGCGGAGAGGGAGAGUAAGAGGUUGAAGAUGGAGAAAUUUGAUGAGUUAAAGAGAGCAGAGAUGGGAGACUGUUGUGUUUGCUACGAAGAACUGAAUGAUGUGAGGAAGGAGGUGAGUAGAAUCCGGUGCGGUCAUAUCUAUCAUAAAUCAUGUAUUCUCACUUGGCUUCAAAGUAGAAACUCUUGUCCUUUGUGUAGAAGGGAAAUAGAAUUUGAAAUUUAAGUGAAUAUAUUUUUU